AUGGUCCUACCAUGCAAUUUGAAAAUAUCUGUAUCUUCCGUGCUGGCCUUCACCUCCAACUUUGACUUCUAUGAUCCAAAGCCCAAGAAGAGAAAUGGGAUAAACUGCUUCACGGUCUUGCUGCUCAUCUACCUGAUUCUGCUCACCGCAGGUGCUGGGCUGCUGGUGGUGCAAGUUCUGAAUCUGCAGAAGCGGCUCCGGGCCCUGGAGAUGCCCUACAACAAUCAAACGCUGGUCCCCGAGCAUCUCCUGCAGACCCAGCUCAUCCGCGUCCGCACCAGGCAGGAGCACCUACUACGACUGGUGGACAACUUUACUCGGAUCCCAGGACCCCCAGGACCCCAAGGUCCACCAGGAAUCAAGGGAGAGGCAGGAAGAAAGGGAGACAUAGGCAUGAAAGGAGACAUGGGGGUCAUGGGACCCCCUGGAGCCCGUGGGGAUAAAGGUGACUCAGGGAUGCCCGGUUCCCCAGGUGUGGCUGGAAUUCCUGGACUCAAAGGAGAUCAAGGACAACCCGGAGCCAAGGGUCUUCCAGGCUUUCCAGGAGCUGCGGGAUCCCCGGGUGCCAAGGGUGAGCCUGGCAGCGCUGGUCCCACUGGACCAAUAGGACCAUCAGGGAGGCCCGGGAGUCCAGGAGCCGAAGGUGUGAAAGGAAGCAAGGGGGACACAGGACUUCAAGGACAGAAAGGAACAAAAGGAGAAUCAGGAGUUCCAGGCCCUGCAGGCGUGAAGGGAGAGAUGGGAAGCCCAGGCCUGGCCGGCCUCAAGGGGGCACCUGGACCAGACGGCCGAAAGGGAGAGCCCGGAGCGAAAGGAUCUUCUGGGCCGAAAGGAGCAAAGGGAGAAAAAGGUCAAAAAGGCGAAUCCAUGUUAUCUGUCCGGAUUGCUGGCUCUAGGAACCGAGGCCGGGCUGAAAUUUACUAUAAUGGUGCCUGGGGGACAAUUUGCGAUGAUGACUGGGACAAUUCAGAUGCCACCGUCUUCUGCCGCAUGCUGGGUUUCUCUUCGGGAACUGCCGUUUUCAACGUGGGAGCUGGCACUGGGACCAUCUGGCUGGACAACGUUGCAUGUCAAGGGUCGGAAUCGACCCUAUGGAGCUGCAGCAAGAACAACUGGGGCUCUCACAACUGCAACCACAGUGAGGAUGCGGGUGUGGACUGCAGCUGA
Lipotes vexillifer (Yangtze River dolphin) is the source of this 1167-nucleotide messenger RNA. It is a transcript of the gene MARCO, whose product is annotated as macrophage receptor with collagenous structure. Lineage: Eukaryota; Metazoa; Chordata; Mammalia; Artiodactyla; Lipotidae. The transcript is spliced from 13 exons. The record is from RefSeq and is a predicted model, not a curated record. Gene Ontology annotation, cellular component: membrane. The coding region runs from base 1 to 1167 and encodes 388 amino acids.